GACAGUUAAACGUUGCAUACGUUCAUGAUGGUGUAGUAUAUGUAUAUAUUUACAUUAAUAUUGUAAAUAUAUAUAUACGUAAUUUCCUUAUUUUAUGUAUAUAUAAAUAAAAGAUGAAAAUUAAAUUAAAAGAGUGUUGUAUUUGUUUGUGAAUCGCUUAGUUCAAGGAAAUGGGUGUCGAUAAAAAAUCUCAAAAUGCAAAUGACGGUAAAAUGCAAUUCGAAGCUGCAUUGGAUUGGGCAGGUUUGUAUAAACAACUCCACGAACAACCAGCGUGUCUAUUUCAACACUUAUAAAUAUUUAUUAUGAAUUUUACUAACCUUCUUUGCUUUAUUAAGAAAUGAAUUUUAAACCGUUAUUAAUAAAUAAUCAUAUCCCAACGGAUUAGUAAGCUAAAGUGGCAAUGGGCUGGCCAUAUAGCUCGAAGAACCCACAGCCGAUGGGGAAGAAAGGUUCUCAAGUAGCAGUAGCAGCCCCAAAUCGGCAGGCGAAAUGUAGGGCGUCCCUCCGCUAUGGAGUGACGACCUGGUCAGACAUGCAGGAAGUCAAUGGAUACAGGUGCUUCAGGAUUUCUUAGUUGUAGCCAAUGUUCAGCAGUGGAAUUGUGAAGGCCUGUAAUGAUGAUGAUGAAAACUACUUUUACGGAUUCUAUCGCGAUUAAUUAUGCUUAUUUUUUAAUGCCCGACGUUUCGGGUGCUAUCCAGCACCCAUGGUCACGGGGGCCUGAGGUGAUUGACGUUACGAUGUCAUAGUUAACCCGGAGUACCUUCAGCUUUUUUAAUUAAUAGUUUUGGUCGGAUCUACGCCGAAUGAGCUUACUGUGUCUUGAAGGUUUACAGUGGUAUGCUUGGGUUUAGUUUUAUUUUGAUUAACUACAGGAGUCCAAGCAGGUUUACAAAUUGCAGAUUACUCAGCCCCCCUCUCUAUUGAAAUUAGGAUGUUUUUCUAAUUUCAAUAGCCUCACGUAUCAUCCUUGGCAGGAAUCUAUGUUUUUUUUUGCGAGAAUUGUGGUCUAUCUAAUCUAAUGUAAUGGCAGGGGCCGUCUAGUAUAUGAUCACAAACUGCAGACUUCCUGGAACGUUGGUGUUUCACGUCAGCUAUGUGUUAUUUUACGCGGAUUUUGAUAGAUCGCUUUGUAUGCCCUAUAUAUGAGAGACCACAUUCACUAUCAAGCUUGUACAUUCCUGCAUCUUGUUGAGGGAUGGUAAGAAGAUCGGCGGCUUGAAGAAUGAAAAAUAAAGAAAAAUAUUCUAAUAGAAGCUCGCUUCAAGAUGUAGCCAAUUUUGUCUGUGACACCUCUGACAUACGGUAGUACAGCAGGCACGCGCUCGACUGUGGAUGGCUUCACUCGGUCACUGUGACGUAGGCGCAUAAUAAAACCUACUUUAAAUAAAAAGUAAAAACCAAAUUCGAAGAACUAAAAAGAAUUUAAAAAAUCCCCUUAAUAGCUUAUGAAGUAGGUGCUUAGGCAUAAUGUACCGGAGAUGAUAACCCUGACUUCAAAAACAAUUACGUAGAAAUUAUUUUGUUCCUUAAUAUUUUCAAGUUGAUGUUGUCUUUUAAUUUUUAUUAAAAGUCUAAUUUUUGAACCUUUUGAGUACAUUAUGGUAUAACAAACUCAAGAAAACAACGAGAAUGUCGCCUGAAUAAUAUUAUACUUCAUAUUUUUCCUAUUUUAUUAUUUUUAUAAUUUUUUUAUUUCCUAUUAUUCCACCUUUAGGGGUGGAGUCAUGAAACCAUCUCUUAAGUACCUAUUAACUAUUUAAUAAAAUAUUAUCAUUAAAAUCAAUCCACAAUUCACGAUAUACGUGGGUAACUCAGCAAAAUUCCAUGUGUGAAAUUAGUAACUCAGGUGCAGUUUACUGGGCCAGCUCAUUGCGUUAACUCAAAAUUGUGCAGUGGGUGCAAUAAUUUUUACACACCUUAAGUAAGUACAAACAUAGAGAGAGUCAUAAAAAUAGAACUUUGGUUUCAUAAUGCAUUCAACACAUUAAUGUUUUAAUUAUGAAAAAGUCGUAAGCUUCUGGAAUUAAAAAUUCGUUACAUUCAAAAUUAUUAUAGUUCUCUAAUUUACUAAUCAUCGUAUUUACAAUUCAAAUGAUAACGUUAUUAGGAUCUCCUUAAGGCAAAAAUGCUUUACAGAACUUACAAUGGCGUUUAUUUUUAGGUUUUGGUCCGUACAGUUAUGUUUUGACGACUUUGGCUGGUUUUAUCAACAUCGCAUACACAUGUGUUUCUUCCGCGACCACUAUCAUCAUCCCUGCAAGCGCGUGUGAACUGGAGACAACCACAUCCCAACAAGGAUAUAUAGCGUCGGGACCAAGAUUUGGUAUAAUAGUGGGUGCUGUUAUUGGUGGAUACUUGGGAGACAAGUUCGGACGGCGUCGGGUACUGCUCUUUGCGCUCAUCUCGUCGGCUGUACUCAACGGCAUCGCCAGCAUCUCCGUCAACUGGGUCAUGCUGUUGAUUGUGCAGUCCCUCGCAUCAUUUUGUUCAGCUGGUCACUAUUCAUUAUCUAUUACAAUCCUCAGUGAGAGCGUUCCUAUGUGUAAAAGAAACCUACUGGUCUUGUUGGUCAACAGCAUCUUCUUGAUGGCCCAAGGUAUUAUGGCAGUAAUCGCCAUACCCAUUAUUCCACUACCGUUCUCUUUCUAUCUUCCCGGCUUGGGCAUCUACUGGAACUCUUGGCGAACUCUACUCCUCGUCUACUCUACACCAAGUCUUUUGGCUGCUCUCUUGCUGUUAUUCAUACAGGAGAGCCCAAAAUAUGUGUUUGCGAAAGGACAUGAAGAAGAAUCUAUAGAUAUUAUAAAAACUAUACACAGAUGGAAUAAUUGGAAACCAGCAGAAGAUUUUCAAAUAAAUGGUUUGACGUUGGAUGCGCAACAGCUUCACGGACCGACGCCAUCAAAAAACCAGAUCGUGCCUCUAUUUAAAGCACCACUUCUCAAAUAUACUGUGAUCAUAACAACGCUGUUUCUUUUCCAACAAGUUGCAGCGUUCACAGUCUGGAUGCCGACAAUUGUCAAUCAGUUCAUGCAGAUCGUGGAGACAGGAGUAGGCACAGACAGGAGUCUGUGCAGCAUUAUCAGUGAUAGUGUAGAAGUGCCAGUUGAUCCAGACGUCGCACCGUGCGCCCUGAACGUAUCAUCACUUCUGCUGGUGCUGUCAGUGGGUGCUCUGCAGGCAUUGCUUAACACAUUGCUAAGUUUGGUGGUGAACAGAGUUGGCUACCGCAACAUGGCCAUAUACUUUACAGUUGUGUGUGGAAUGUCGGGCAUCGUAGUGAACCUCAUAUCCAACGCCUACGCUAGCGUCGUUUUCUUCAUGAUCUUCAUGGCCGGAGUCUUGGUUAUGGGAAUGUACGUGGCCCUUACCGUUGCAUUGUUUCCUACACAUCUCAGGGCGCUGGCCGUAGCUUUAACACCAACUGGAGGAAGUAUUGGAAUGCUCGCUUCGGUACCGAUCCUCAACCGACUGCUCGAGAUCAAUUGCAAUGCUGGUUUUUAUAUAUUCAGUGGCAUUUUUCUUUCGUCGGCAUUCCUAGCUGCGUUUUUACCUGAUGACAGAUAUUUAUUGAAAACGAAACGAAAAAUGUAGGAAAAAUUAAAGUACAUGAACAAUUAACUCAGUGAAUUUAGUUUCAUUAUAAUUUACUUGUAAGUUAAUGUGGUGUUGUAAAUAUAGUACAAUUAUGUUAUUAUGUAAAAGUAUAAAAAACAUGUAGUUUGUGAGAUUCUUUUUUUAGAUAUUUCAUUGGAAUAGGAAAAUUCCUAGUAAUACGCCGAGUAUGUUGCUUCUUAAUCAACAUAAUAUAUUGCAUAUAAAUGAUAAUAAGCCUAUCACCCCAUGCUUCUAUGCAAUACGUCAUAGUAUGGUACCACGCAUAAGGCAGCCAAUUAGCAGACGGGUCAGACAAGAUAAUGACUUGUAUUUUUACAGCGGACAUGUUUACUCGCCCACUCAAAUUUCAACCAGCCUAUAACUGUACUUAUGUACAUCAAUUUUUUUUUGUAAAUUUAAGUUAAUUAAACAAUAAAUUAUUUUAUUCGGC
This is a messenger RNA of Parnassius mnemosyne (clouded apollo), 4054 nucleotides long. NCBI's taxonomy places the organism in Eukaryota, Metazoa, Arthropoda, Insecta, Lepidoptera, Papilionidae. The record is from the annotation of a GenBank genome assembly.